CUGCUGGUUGGGUGGGUGAUCAGCACCAGCAAACAGGCCAUGACUCCGUCAGACAUCUAUUUGUUUCACCUCACAAUAGCAGACGGACUGAUGGCUCUGACACUCCCAUUCUUUGCGCUAGCACAAGUCCAGGGAUGGAUUUUUGGAGACUUCAUGUGCAAGCUCCUCAACCUCAUCAGCGAGGCAAACUUCUACACCAGCAUCAUCUUCCUGGCCUGCAUCAGCAUUGAUCGUUACCUUGUCAUUGUGCACGCCAAUAAGCCGUUCAGGAGUCGCCACAGGAAGUGCAGCAGGUUUCUCUGUGCGGCUGUGUGGGCCCUCGGCUGGGCUCUGGCACUGCCUGCACUUUUUAACGAUGUCAUCCAGAUUAAAGGUUUGGGGUUACUGAUUUGUACCGAGAGCUUUGACAUUGGCCGUGCCUUCAUUUGGAGACUUGCCACUCGUGGUUUCCGCCAUGUCUUUGGGUUUGUGGUUCCGCUGACCGUCAUGAUAGCCUGCUACAGCAUCACCAUCAGAAGACUGCUGGACACUUGUGGUUUUCAGAAACACCGGGCCAUGCGGGUGAUCAUCGUUGUAGUGAUCGCUUUCUUCCUGUGCUGGACACCGUACCAUAUUACAAUGGUGGUUGACACCCUGAUCAAAGCAGAUUUGAUGACGUACGGCUGUGCUUUGAAGAGUUCGGUGAGGUUAGCGCUGGACUUAACCUAUGGUUUGGCAUUGACCCACAGCUGCAUCAACCCAUUCCUCUACGCAUUUGUGGGAGAGAAGUUCAGGAAAAAAAUGGCACAUCUUCUUCAGAGGAAACUCAGACGGGAGAGAAUGUCAGGGUCAAAGUUCAGCCGGUCAACAUCUCAGUCGUCAGAUGGUGCAGGAACCGUUCUCUGA
Molecule: messenger RNA, 885 nt
Organism: Menidia menidia (Atlantic silverside)
Lineage: Eukaryota; Metazoa; Chordata; Actinopteri; Atheriniformes; Atherinopsidae
Source: the annotation of a GenBank genome assembly